This is a messenger RNA of Fusarium keratoplasticum, 675 nucleotides long. RefSeq names its product Pyridoxamine 5 -phosphate oxidase. Gene Ontology annotation, molecular function: FMN binding; pyridoxamine phosphate oxidase activity. Gene Ontology annotation, biological process: pyridoxine biosynthetic process. The record is from RefSeq and is a predicted model, not a curated record. The coding region runs from base 1 to 675 and encodes 224 amino acids. The transcript has a single exon. Lineage: Eukaryota; Fungi; Ascomycota; Sordariomycetes; Hypocreales; Nectriaceae.
AUGAGCGCCGACGAGAACCACACCCUUCGGAGCGAGCUCCGCCAUCUCAAGGUCCUCGAAGGACCUUUGCGAAAGUGCGAUUUCGAAACCUUCCCCAACACGCCUCAGGCGGCGUUUGAACUGUGGAUGCAGGAAGCGAUUGAAGCUGGCGUCAAGGAACCUCACGCAAUGACACUUUCCACGGUCGAUGACCAAGGUUGGCCGGAUGCCCGAGUUCUCAUCUUGAAAAACGUUGAUGGACGGGGGUGGCACUUUGCAGUCAAGGGCAAUAGUCCAAAAGGCAAACAGCUUGCAACCAAUCCCUAUGCUGCUUUGACCUUUUACUGGCCGGAGCAGGGUCGCCAGGUCCGAAUCCGUGGGCGAGCGGUUCAGUUACCAGAGGGGGAAUGCAGGCAGGAUUUCUUGGACCGCCCCUUGUCUUCGAAAAUCGCUGCAUUGGCUUCACAGCAGAGCCAGGCGCUUGAAAGCGCACAUCAAGUUCAGCAAGCUGUGGAAUCCGUCCGACAAGAGUUUGAAGAAAAUGAUGAUUUUCCCCUGCCAGACUGGAAGGUUUAUGCUGUAGACCCUAUUGCUGUCGAGUUCUGGCAAGGCGCCAAAGACCGUCUUCAUCAAAGACUACGUUACAAGCAUGAAUCCGCGGAAGAGCCGUGGGAGAAGCAACUUCUAUGGCCAUAA